Lineus longissimus is the source of this 4782-nucleotide messenger RNA. RefSeq names its product collagen alpha-4(VI) chain-like. The transcript is spliced from 15 exons. Lineage: Eukaryota; Metazoa; Nemertea; Pilidiophora; Heteronemertea; Lineidae. The record is from RefSeq and is a predicted model, not a curated record. The coding region runs from base 330 to 3122 and encodes 930 amino acids.
CUAUUGAGCCAACACACUUGCACAAAGUGACGACCUGUUUACAUAUAAAUAUACCCAACAGAGAAUACUUGUAUUUUCUUGUGCAAAACGUUCCUGCUGGAUAAAGAUCGCAUAAACGUAGACCAACUGACUCAAACUAUUGAUCGCAAACUUCGUUUUGCUGGUGAAACUAAUAAUUGAUGAGCUUAGCUUGACGUAUUUGUAAUUGGAUUAUAACUACAGUACUCUUCAUUUCGGAGGAAAGUGAAGGUUGCGAGGAGCAGGCGGCGAAAAAUCUCGUUCACUCGGCAGAAGUCCGCUUGUCGGGCCCAGAGACUGUCCGCGUAAAAAUGUCACAACUCGGGACAGCCUUUGUCCUUAUCCUCCUAGGGACAAUAGCACAAAUACAGUCGCAGAACUGCGGUUCGAGUCUUGGUGAUCGGCUUUCAGGAAACUGUACGCCGACCACACCGCCUUCAUGCCAACUACAAAACAAUCUGAACCUAGUCGUCAAGGGCUGUUCACCGGUUGUUUACCUACUUAACCAUACAAGCCCAGAGGAUGCUGCUCAGGGAAUAUGCGUCCGCCAGAAGUUGGAUCUCGUCUUCAUGAUGGACGAAUCGGCCAGCAUCUACCCGCGUCAGUUUAAACAACAGAAAGACUUCGUCAAACAGAUUGUCGAAGGAUUCGAAAUAGGGCCAGAAGACACCCAGAUAGGCCUCCUGACGUUUGGAUGGGGCGCCAAGGUCCGUUUCAAUAUGAACUCUUACAAGCGAAAAUCGCAUGUUCUUCAGGCGAUAGAUUACGUUCGACAGCGAGGCGGAGACACGGACACUGCUGAGGCCCUCCGAGUGGUCCGUGAAUAUUGUUUUGAUGAUGAUCAUGGAAGCAGGGCGAAAUCAGGAGAUGUCCGUCAGGUUGCAGUGAUUAUUACCGAUGGAAUAUCCUUGGAUGGUGGUAAAACAAUCGAAGCUGCCAAAAAGACUAAGGAAAAAGGGAUCAUCAUCAUAACCAUUGGUGUUGGACAGAAGAUCAAGUUUGAGGAAUUAGAAGAAGUAGCCUCUCGGAAGGACUACGUAUUUGCAGUGGAUGACUAUGACGAGUUAGCUUCUCUUGUCAGUAGAAUUGGACCAAGUGCUUGUCGACCCAUACAGGACCAACCUCAGGCCCCCCGAGGCCCAACAGACCCUGAUGCGCCAGGGGACCAACCACAACUCCCGGCAAGCCACGCGGACUCUCUUGGUCUACCUACCCGGCCUCUGGCUGUAGUGGCCUCUGAAGCAAUGACCAUAAGUACAAAGGGAUGUGAGAACAAGGUCCUCGAUCUUUUUUUCAUCCUCGAUGUAUCAUUGGGGUACUUUGAUAUCCGGCGUAUGAUGGGCUUCGUGGCCUCCACGGUCUACGCCAUGAACGUAACCGGGUCAAAAACGAGAAUCGGUCUGAUCACCUACAGCAAUAACGUUCACGUCUACUUUGAGUUGAACGAGAAUAUGGAUAAGCAAGAGGUGUUACAGGCCCUACGAACUGUUCGGCGGGUCCCGAAGCGGACGCGGAAUGCAGCGAACGUCCACGAAGCCUUAAAGACGGUGCGAGCGCAUCUCUUUGACCAGAAGUACGGCGCGAGGAAAUUUGCUGCCAAGGCUGUUGUUUUGAUCAGUGAUGAAUCCGAACCGGACAACGGCACCUUCAACGAAGCUGCGAAGAUCAGGGAGCUGGGAGCAACGAUAUUUGCCUUCGGAGUACGGCAUUGGGUCAGAGCGAAGGAUAUCUUACCACUUGUUGGCUUGAAGACGCCUGAGUAUAUGUUCCUUGUGGACAGUUAUAAGAAGCUAGCCGAUAAACGGGCACAGCUGAAUGACAUGCUCUGCAAGGUUCAGGCAGCAUUAGGAGUAGAAAUGGAUUCCUGCAACAAACCAAACCCAGUAGACUUGGUAUUCAUCCUCGACGAGUCCUCCAGCAUCCCGUACAAGUCUUUUGUAGAGGAAAAGGAUUUCAUGAAAAACGUCGUAAACCAGUUCAAGAUCGCCCCAAAAAGGUCGAGAGUUGGCUUGAUAAGCUAUUCGACCAAUGCUACUGUUCAGUUUUACCUAGAUACGCACAAGACGAAUGCUGGUGUUACGAGUGGCGUGGACGAAUUGAGGAGGGACGGCGGAGAUACGAGCACGUGGGAGGCACUCCGUGUGUUGCGCACUUUUGGUUUCCGUGACGGCGUCAGGCACAGGAACCGACGAAGGCGGCGAAGGCGACACGGAGAGAAACCUAAAAUCGGCAUCGUGAUCACAGACGGGAAGUCGCAGCGACCAUGGGAGACCGCCCGGGAGGCGCUGAAGGUCCAGAAGACUGGCACGAUCCUAUUCGCAGUGGGCAUAGGGAACAACAUCAGUUUCGAUGAGCUGCACAGCAUCGCCUCCGCCGACGACUUUGUCCUGACUGUGGAUAGCUUCCAUGACCUCCGAGAUAUUGUCGACCUUGUCAGCAUAUUGCUUUGCAAAGUCAGCCACCGCCAAAUCAAUAUCCCUCUCCCUGGCCCACCCCUUGACUUGAGAAAGGAAACCUACAAGAAGGGCGUAGAUGUGGUCUUCGUGAUGGAUACUAAGAACGCCGGACAGAUGGAUACGAGUAAAGUGGCAAAAUUCGCCAAGAAGGUCGUGGAAAGGUUCCACAUUGGAAUAGAUGGACUACAGGUUUCAGUCAUUCCAUGUGGUUGGACGGCCAUCCCCAGCUUUAACCUCAACACGUACCAGACUAAGGAAGAGGUCAUCAACAAGUUGGAGAUGAACUUGGAUCAUGAUCUGAAGACAUUACUCGCAAAGGUUGCCGGAAGAUCGUUCAGCGCGGACCACGGCGCACGACCGCGGGGCCAAGCGAGGAGGAUCGUGGUGGUGAUCACGGACGAACCGGUCAUUGACCUUGACAGUGUACAGAAGGAAGCUUACAAUAUCAAGGCGCAGUCGGCCCACGUGUACGUCAUCGGCAUUGGAAAAAUGGUGCGGAGAAGGCAACUGGAGAUGAUUUCGAGCGACCCCAUUGGCCAUUACCUCAUCAUGUUACCUAACUACAAACAGCUGAUCAAUGAUCAAUCCAUCUACAGGCACAUUGCGCACGCAAUCUACAAAGAGUAUUCCAUGCGAGACAAUGCGUGAUCUCACGUGACGAGAAAAGGAACAGUCUCCAUGAUCAACCUGCCAUUACGUUUAGGGCCUAAGAGAGACGAUGAUUGUGAUUGGUUGUUUUUUAAAUCGGUUCAAACUGAAAGGUUGAUGACGAUUGGAUGACGAUUUCUACCAGACAUUCCUUACGCUGUGAUAUGGUGGGGCAUGGAUGUACCCAGUAUGAAGGAAGUGGUGUAGAUGACAUCACAAUAAAGGAACCAGUGUAAAUACAUGUUUAUGAGUAUUAUUAUAUAAAGAUAUUAUAAGGACGGACACAAUUCGGGUCAAUAGCCAUCACUAUUGAAGAGGAAACGUUGGUUAGUACUCAAGGAUGGUGUUGUUCAAGAGUGCAGAAUUGUUGAUAAAUGUUUAGAGUGUGUGGGAUCUAGUGCAAUUCAUAAGCUGAAGAACUAUCAUCACGAGAUACUAGAAUAUGAACUGUGAACACUAGUUAUAAGUACCAAGGAUACAUUCGUAAUGCAUCCUUGUGAAUUAAAUACAACUGUAGCAUUUGGAGGUUUUAGGAUGUAGAAUUAUAUUUAAUGAUGACUAAUGAAUGGUCCAAAAGACCAAAUGACAUAUUCAAAGUUCUUGGGUUCAGUUCGACCUAUAAUUCAUUUUCGCCCCGCUGUUCGAGAUAUACAUAUUCACAUAUGAUAGCAAAUAUUCAUCCAAAAACUUUAAAAACCUUGUGAGACUCCUCGAUUCGCCCGUCUCCAGAGCUCCUCUUGUGAAUAUUUCAUUUAUAUUCAACAGAAAUCGUAUCUGUCCAUGUUGUCAAUAGCUUUAAUAUAUCUACAUACUUAUUUAUGAAAUACUUGUAACAUGUUCGUGUACAUAAUGAAACAUCGAAAUACUUCUGAUCUCACUCAUGGCCAAAAAAAUAUUUGUAUAGGACUGUCAAUUUAUAAGCUGCGAUAAUGCUCCUCUUCAGUUCCGGCGAUAGUUUCACGAGGUUGAAAAUUCUAUGUACUGUGAGAUUGGAGAGACCCCUUUUUGCGACUUGUGUAAUAACUCAAUAUGAACUGCCAGGCUCCUGCGAAAGCUUGUUGAGGUUACGGCAGUCAUAGUUUUCACUGAUUCCCUUACUGUUCUUUACACGGCAGGAUUUUGGCUGAUAAUGUUUUGGAGAUAUAGUAUAAUAUAGAGAUGUUGAAAAAUCAACACUGGGGCCGCCUUUUCGUGCUUUCAUCAGUUCCAAAAUAAUUGGGCCCCAUCGAGUGGAUCUUUGAUCUACCUCGAAGCGCCAAAUGUAGAAAGAUGAUACUCAAGACAGGUCGGCUGACCGCAUAACGAAAUAUGCACGUCUUUCGAAGGAUGCACGUAUGUUGGUUGCAUGACUUGGUUGGUUUAUAUCAUUGUUCAUAGUUUGCUUUCAGUGCAAUGCAACUGACUGGUGAAUAAUAAAGGGACUGAACACCAAGGUUCAGACAUCUCGACGUUUGGCAAAUCGGUUUUGUGUUCAACAAAAUGGUAAGGCAAUGCUUUUUGUCAAUAAGUGACCUUCGAUCGGCGUACGUAUUCCCUUUUACGGUCUUUCCUGACCUUGUCAACCAUACAGAUAUAGUGCACAGUUUCAUUUUCACGGUGUAUUUGUUGUGUUCAGGUUAUUUAUAUACAGUGUAUAUUCUAAUAAAUUACUCAUUUACCA